AUGAUGUGGCUAAUUGUCUUCAUCUUUCCAAUACUUGCUCUCUGCCAAGAUCUCGAUGAUCUAGUCAAUCAACAACGUCAUUUAGAGUCCUUUGUCGAACUUCGAGGCGGUUCUUUCUACAUGGGAAUCAAUAAUCCUGACGGAAUUAACAUGGAAUUUCCAGCUCGACUAGCGUAUGUUCGAUCAUUUAGAAUUUUUCAAUAUCCGGUCACUGUUGCAGCAUUUCGUCGUUACACUCAAGACAAACCUCGCCAUCGAACUGAAGCAGAAAAAAAAGGAUAUAGUUUUAUGCUAGGAAAUCCGACGAAGAAAUCUGCUGCAAGUAUCACUCCUGAAGACGAAGGUUUUAUUGCCAUCAAAGACAUUCGAUGGAAUCGCCCUGAAGGUGACAUGACUGAUAUAAGCGAUCGUUUAUCGUAUCCUGUAACUCAUGUAUCCUGGCAUGAUGCUCAAGCAUAUUGCACUUGGAAGGGUAUGAGACUUCCAACUGAAGUUGAAUGGGAAUACGCAGCACGUGGUGGACUAGAUUCCACUGCUUAUCCAUGGGGCGAUGAUUGGGAACUGAAACGAGCAAAUCUAUGGCAGGGCCAUUUCCCUUUCGAAAAUCAAGCACGAGAUGGCUACGAACGUUUAUCGCCAGUGAAUGCUUUUCCUGCACAAAACAAGUAUGAAAUGUAUGAUAUGCUUGGCAAUACGUGGGAAUGGACGUUAACUAAAUAUGAAGAUUACGACAGUGGUGAUGAUCCCGCAGAUCGUUUUACGGUAAAAGGUGGUUCGUUUAGCGACACACGUGAUGGUGAUGGUAAAAUUGAUCAUCUUCAAGUAAGAACAAGUGCGAGAAAAGGCUUUCGUCCUGAUUACAGUGCCGAAAAUCUGUCAUUUCGUUGUGCACAAACAAUCGAAGACGACACAUCACUCGCUGCGGAUCAUCGAGUAAUACGUCUUCGUUCACCGAUUCGUCAUCACAUUCAUGAACCUCACGAACAUACGUAUGGAAAAGAUGAGCUUUAG
Messenger RNA from Adineta ricciae, 1011 nucleotides. The record is from the annotation of a GenBank genome assembly. Lineage: Eukaryota; Metazoa; Rotifera; Eurotatoria; Adinetida; Adinetidae.